This is a messenger RNA of Abrus precatorius (Indian licorice), 510 nucleotides long. Its product is annotated as putative gamma-glutamylcyclotransferase At3g02910. The transcript has a single exon. Bases 1 to 510 code for a protein of 169 amino acids. Gene Ontology annotation, molecular function: gamma-glutamylaminecyclotransferase activity. The record is from RefSeq and is a predicted model, not a curated record. Lineage: Eukaryota; Viridiplantae; Streptophyta; Magnoliopsida; Fabales; Fabaceae.
AUGCGUAGGCAGAAAGAGAGCGAAAAGGGAAAACCUCAUCUGAUCUACGCGUACGGCACGCUGAAGCAAGGGUUCCCCAAUCAUGGUCUAAUGCAGGAGCUGAUAAGCAAGGACGACGCCGUUUUGCUUGGAAGCUAUUUGACCGAGCAACCCUACCCGCUCGUGUGCGGGCCCCACGGAAUCCCUUACCUCAUAAAGCUACCCGGGUCGGGUCAUCGGGUCAAGGGUGAGUUGUAUGCUGUGUCGGAUGACGCGGUGGUUGGGCUGGACGAGUUCGAAGGCUUGAGCGAUGGCUAUUACGAACGGUUGCCGAUGGUGGCGGAGGAGGAGGGUGGUGGAGGGAGGGUGGUGGCGGAGGCGUAUUGGGGGCACAGGAGGUUCGGGGAGGUGCUGUGGCAGAUGAAAGGAGAGGUUGGGUUGAGGGAGUAUGGGGAGGAUGAAGCCAGAGAGUAUGUGAGAAAAGAGGAUAGGCCUGGUGGCAAAAACACCAUUCUUGACAUAGUUCGUUAG